ACAUGCUUCAAUAAAUGCUCUGUCUGGAUGUUCUUUUGUUCACGUGCGUGUUCGACAUCUAGAAGAACACGAAAAUUCAAUCUAGAAACAGGCCCUUUUACGUAGGCGCAUCUAACGCACAGUAGUUGUAUAGUAUGCGCACGCAUGCGCGGUGGUUAUGCGCAUUGAACUUUGCCCUCCUGUGUUUUGCCGCUGGUUUCGAAACACGCUGUGCACAAGACGCUAAGCAUGGCAAAAAACUCGUCAAAGCUAAGCGAGUACGAAAUACUCGAGACAAUUGGAACUGGCUCCUUCGGGACCUGCAAAAAGGUGUCGAGAAAAUCCGAUAGAAAGGUGUUUGUAUGGAAGGAGGUUGGAUACGGAGGGAUGAGCGAGAAAGAGAAGCAGCUGCUCGUGCAAGAGGUGAACUUGCUACGAGAACUGAGGCAUCCGCACAUAGUCCGCUAUCACGACCGAAUCAUUGACAGAGAGAACUGCACUCUCUACAUCAUCAUGGAAUUCUGUGAGGGAGGUGAUCUGGGGUCAGUGAUAAAGAAACACAGGGAGGAGAAGAGCCUUGUUGGAGAGAGUAUGGUAGUGAAGGUUUUGCAUCAGCUCCUCCUGGCUCUGCGGGAGUGCCACAAGAAGAGAGAUGGAGUCCACAAGGUACUGCACAGGGACUUGAAGCCAGCCAAUGUGUUUCUGGACAGUCGAGGCAACGUGAAGCUGGGGGACUUUGGGCUGGCCAGAAUCCUCCACCACAACUUUAGUCUGGCUCAGACCUUUAUCGGAACUCCCUACUACAUGUCUCCCGAGGUGUUCUCAGAGAAGGCCUACGAUGAGAAAUCAGACCUGUGGAGCCUCGGAUGUCUCAUACACGAACUCUGCACCCUGUCGCCGCCCUUUACUGCCAGAGACCAGCAGGCACUAGCAGCUAAGGUUUUGCAAGGGAAAGUACGAAGAAUACCUCACUACUACUCGGCAAACUUACAGAGCAUAAUUGACAGCUUACUAGCAACUGAGCCAUCUCGUCGGCCAGACAUUGCCACACUGCUGGGGAGAGUUGAAGGUUUGGGACCUCCAGCUACCACUCCUGCCACCACCACCACCACCACAACCAGAUUGUCAAAAUCAGAUCUGAAGUUGUGGGAGAGUGAGUUGCAAGGGAGAGAGAAGCAGCUAGUGACGAGAGAGGGAGAGGUGGAGAGACGAGAGAGAGAGGUGAGGGUGAGAGAGACAGAGCUGCUGAGAAAAGAGAGAGCUCUCAGGAUCAGGGAGUCAGUUCUCCUCGGGAAGGAAAGAAGACACAGAGAUAUCAGAAUAGCAAACGAACGUGAUGAACGCCUACUGAGAGAAGUUCAUACUCAAAAAGAGAACAUCAAAUUUGACUUGCAGCCAGUCAAAAAGUAGUCCACCAUUGCAAUAAACUAUUCUACAACGUUCCACUUAGUCAUCAGAUGUUUAUUACUCCAUGGCCCAUGUUUUGUAUAACUGAAAAUGUUUCUGUGACUGCAUGUAUAGCGGUUCUUUGAGUUGCCCUAUUUUGUUCUUUGGUUAUGUAGUCUCUCAGUAAUAAGAUCAAUGCAUUCUCUCUGUCCAUAUACUGUGGCUACAUGAAGUGGAGUGUCACAACUGUCAUCUGGAAGAGUCAGAUCACACCCUCCUGAUAUCAGGCACUGAAGACACUGCACCUGCAUAUGCAAUUAGUAACCCUUUGGACACCAUGGGUAUCUCCUUAACCCUUUGGACGCCAUCGAAAUUGAUGUAUAAAGUAUUAGUGCCUAGUAUUAUAAACGCCCAUAUAAUUUCUACUUAUGGAGGCUCUG
Geodia barretti is the source of this 1805-nucleotide messenger RNA. The record is from the annotation of a GenBank genome assembly. Lineage: Eukaryota; Metazoa; Porifera; Demospongiae; Tetractinellida; Geodiidae.